AUGGCAAUGGAGUCUACAGUGUCUGCAACCAUCUUCACCACUUUCCCAAGGGAUACAUUUAAACCAAACAUGACCAACAUAACUCAAGCUCCCUGUGGACCUACAGAGCGUGUUCAGUCCAGCGUCACGGUCUACAUGAAGAACCUGGCGGCAGCUGACUUCUUCCUUUGUCUUUGUUUACCUUUGCGCAUUGCUCACAAUGCUACCUAUUCCAUAACAAUACGCAACAUGUACUGCAGCUUUGGAGCAACAGCAUUCUAUCUAAACAUGUAUGCAAGCAUUCUCUUCAUGGACAUUAUUGCUGCAAACAGGUACCUGAAGAUUGUCCGGCCGUUGGAGACUCAUGCUCUGCAGAUGGUUCGUACCGCCCGCCACAUUUCCAUAGGAACUUGGCUUUCCUUGUUAGCCAUGUCUUCCGUCUACUUGAUCCUCUUUCUUCAGACUUCCUGGGAUCAUGAUCAGAAACUUAGCUGUGAGUCCCUGCACAGUCACAAGCUCAGUGUGGUCUACAAAAUCAUCCACUGCGUGUCCUUUGCAGUCUUUGCGUUUGUGCUAAUGUCUCUGGUUUUUCUUUACUGGAAGACUCUGCAAAAGAUCCUACAAGCCCAGCUGUCAACGCAGACUGUAUCCAGCCACCAUAAGUUUAACAAGUCUAAGCGCAACAUGCUAGUUCUAGUGGUAGUUUUCUGUGUGUGCUUUGUGCCCUAUCACCUGGUGAGACUGCCUUACGUGUUCAGCAGUGACUGUACAUUUAACACCCUGAAGGAGCUGACUAUCCUGCUUUCAGUGCUAAAUGUCUGUUUUGAUCCUCUAAUAUACUUUAUCUUCUGCAAGACCUUUAGAGACCAGCUCAGGAAGAAAGAUUUGCAAAGAUCCAGUGAAGAUAAAACAUGA
This is a messenger RNA of Sinocyclocheilus rhinocerous, 894 nucleotides long. Its product is annotated as P2Y purinoceptor 14-like. Gene Ontology annotation, biological process: G protein-coupled receptor signaling pathway. Gene Ontology annotation, molecular function: G protein-coupled purinergic nucleotide receptor activity. The coding region runs from base 1 to 894 and encodes 297 amino acids. The record is from RefSeq and is a predicted model, not a curated record. Lineage: Eukaryota; Metazoa; Chordata; Actinopteri; Cypriniformes; Cyprinidae. Gene Ontology annotation, cellular component: membrane. The transcript has 4 exons.